UUAUUAAACUCUCUCUCUCUCUCUCUCUCUCAUCACACACGCACUUACGUUCACACUUGAGCCUGCGCCGUGGCUUCUUCCUCCAUAGUCCAGCAGGAAGCAAACCUCUGUCUUUGCCCCCCUCCCUCCCCCAUUGGAUCGCUCGGAAACCUUCCACAGUUCACAAGUCCUUUCCUUAGCUUCUUCUUCGUCUUCUUCUUCCACAUUUUCUGCUUCUCAUUGCAGAUUACGAGCUGAUUCCGGCGCAAUUCUGUAAAGCUUGCAGCUUGUUUUGCUGUGCCGAGUGUUCUGUUUGAUCGUCGCCACGAUCCGCUCAAAUCUCGUGUAGUUUGGAGUGCUUUAGAUCGUCCCUAGCGGAUUCUGACUAGAUCUGGACUGGAUCUGAGCUGAUUGGAUGGUCCUAAGCUGAUCGGCCUGUGAUUUUUAUGCGGUAGUGGUAGAAUUUCACCAUCCUUGGGGUUCUCCAUGGCAAUGCCAUCGGGAAAUGCGGUCGUCGGCGACGGCAAGAGCAAGUUCCAGGUGGCCCCCGGUGCCGGCGAGAUCCGCCACGGCCACCAGCCCCCCAUGUGGUUCCCGGACGAGAGGGACGGCUUCAUCUCCUGGCUUAGGGGGGAAUUCGCUGCAGCCAACGCCAUUAUCGACAGCAUCUGUCACCACCUGAGGGCCGUCGGAGAGCCGGGAGAAUACGAUGCUGUGAUCGGUCUGAUUCAGCAGAGGAGGUGUAAUUGGACCUCUGUGCUUCAUAUGCAGCAGUACUUUCCUGUGAGCGAGAUUGUUUAUGCUCUCAACCAAGUGACAUGGAGGAGACAGCAGCAGCAACAGCAACCCCAACAGCAUAGAUAUUUUGAUCAGUCCAAGUUUGGUGGUAAGGAGUUUCGGAGGGCCAGCCCGGGAUUCAACAAGAACCAGGGAUUGAGGGGUGGGGAGGCUGUCAGGGAAGCGCACAAUUCUGGGGUGGAAGGCUGCACCAACAAUGGCAAUGCAGUCAGUGAGAAAGGUCAAGAAUCGAAGGUUGCUGCGAAGCCAGAAGAUGCAGCAGAGGAUGACAAAGCUGUCGUUACAAAAAAUCUAGCUGAUUUUAGCUUGAAGAGUUGCGGAAAUCCAGGGCAGAUUGUCUGUGAGAAUUCAAAAUCUGAAGUCGGGUUGACAAAUGAUGGAUGCAUGUCAACAUCAAAAGAGGGUGAGGAAGACAUCCGAAGCCAAAAUGGGAAGCAAGAUUCCCCUCCAGUUCCCAAAACUUUUAUUGGUAAUGAGAUGUUUGAUGGAAAGAUGGUUAAUGUGGUUGAUGGAAUGAAGUUAUAUGAGGAUGUACUGGAUGAUGCAGAAGUGAAAAAACUUGUUUCACUAGUUAAUGAUUUGAGGGCUGCGGGGAAAAGAGGGCAAUCCCAAGCGGGUCAGACAUACUCCGUCACAAAGAGACCCAUGAAGGGGCGUGGAAGAGAGAUAAUUCAAUUAGGCCUGCCCAUUGUAGAUGCACCUUUGGAAGAUGAGAAAGAUAGGAGGAUAGAAGCUAUCCCUGCCCUGUUGCAAGGUGUUAUUGAACGUAUAGUUGGCAUGAAUAUCACGACGUUGAAGCCGGAUUCCUGUAUCAUUGACUUCUACAAUGAGGGCGAUCAUUCCCAGCCUUGCUCAUGGCCAUGUUGGUUUGGACAUCCUAUCUGCUUGCUGUCCUUAACAGAGUGUGAUUUGACUUUUGGACGAGUCAUUGCAAUAGAGAAUCCUGGGAACUUUAGGGGCUCUCUCAGGCUCUCUCUCUCUCCAGGGUCUCUUCUUGCUAUGCAGGGAAAGUCUGCAGAUUUCGCUAAAUACGCGCUGCCUUCCCUCCGCAAGCAGAGGAUUCUUAUCACCUUCACGAAAUCCCAACCCAAGAAAUCCAUUCCGAUUGACAGUCAACAUCAUAUUCCUUCACCAGCCAUAAUCCAAAGUUCCCACAGGAGCCCCACAACCAACAAGCCACUAAACCACGGACACGUCCGUCACCCUGCUGGCUCCAAAUACUAUGGAUCGGUACCUCCUAAAAAUGUAAUGCCUGCCCCGCCCAUUAUCCCAACCCUAAAUGGGAUGCAGCCGCUGCUGGUGGCAGCUCCCUCCAUGCCCUUCCCAACACCUGUCCCAAUUCCGGCACCUUCUGCCACCGGAUGGGCCGCGCCUCCUCCGCGACACCCUCCACCGCCUCAUCCUAAUGUUCCCGGAACUGGAGUUUUCCUACCUCCUCCAGGUCCGGGGAGCCCUUCUCCUGAUCAACUGCCACCAUCUACCACCACUGACCAUGACCCAAAUGUGGAGAGGGGCUUAGAAAAGGAAAAUGGUCUGGAGAAAUCUAAUCAAGUCAAUCCUGAGUGCAAUGGAAAUAUCGACGGCGGGAAGACAAUGGCGAAGGAAAGAACAUGAGGUUGGUGAUGGAAGCCAUUCGAGGCAGUUUAGAGAGGAAGCUGAGAAAAGUGGAAGAGCGAAAACUAGGAGGCUCUAUGACCUAAGUUGAGUUCAAGCAAAUGUAAAGAGCGGCGACAGACAAUAUCAGACUUUACACGAGUAGUAGGGUAAGAGAAGAGGGGAAAAGAAUGAACUUUUGUCUAUCCUCUGUAAUUUCUCUCCUUUUAUUUUCUCUCGUUCCUUUUUUGUUGUGGUAAAAUAUACAGAGAAAAUUAGGGGGGGAUGUUUGAAUUCAAUUAUUAUUAUUAUUAUUAUUAUUAUUUCAUCUAAUUGAUGAUGCAUCGAAGGAAAUUUCCCUUG
This is a messenger RNA of Punica granatum (pomegranate), 2733 nucleotides long. NCBI's taxonomy places the organism in Eukaryota, Viridiplantae, Streptophyta, Magnoliopsida, Myrtales, Lythraceae. The record is from RefSeq and is a predicted model, not a curated record.